ACAAGGACAGCGACGACAGAUAGUUAGCUUCAUGGCUAAGUAUAAAGUUUGUUUGACUAAAUGAGAAAAUCUGCAGAAGAGGAUUUCACAACAUAUUUGCAAUACUGAUGGUUUAGAACUGUGUUAAAACGUUUCAUGGCACAGCGUUUCCAAACUCGGCGGCUUGGCCUUGAACUGUAAUGGCCGGGAUACGUGACCACUUUCCAAGGCAUCAUGCCUGCGUUUUAUUGUGUAUUUAGGACACUGUUCAGCACCAAAUGUGCCACUGUGCCAACCUGAGCCUGACUCAUUUGUCCUCUUGAACAUUUCCAAGUGCACCUUACAAGUAGUGAUGGAACGCUGAGCCUCCUCUGUUUAAACAGAAAGGGAGUUGAUUUCCGGCUUUUUGAACAGGGUGGACAUCAUGGCAGGACAGUGGGAUCCAGUAGAGAUCAGCACUAGAAUUUCUCCUGAUGAUGCAUUAGUACAUGACCAAAUAUAUCAAGCGACUGGCUAUGAAACUCUUUCCUCCUCCUCUCUGCUCAAUCAUUCUGAGGAAAAGGAAAGUGGUACACAAGCAUCUCAGAAGGUGCUGGACAGUCUUAACUCUGGACACCACAGCGCAGUUCAGCAGGAAGACUGCGGUUACAUGGAUGCAGGGGAGGAUGUGGAGAAAGGUGAAGUAGGUGGACAUACAAGGACGUACAGCGGGACAGAUCAGCUGGGGGCCGAUGAAGAUAGUCGGUUUAAUGAAAUUGAUGAGGAGGAAGGAGAAGAGAGUUGCAGAAAUGGAGCUGGGAAGGAGGCAGAUUCCAGCGGGGAGUCAGCGUCUCGUUUUGCAUCAGUGAGGAAAGGAAAAUCCAGAAAAAGUGGUUCAAGCUCAGGGCCAGGUGACCAGUGUUCAUCAUGGACUUCUCCAUCCUUUUCUUAUAAAUCCUGCCUGUCCUCUGGGGCGAGCAGGCACAAGCAGGUCCGGCGCCGGAACCACCACCAUCACAAUCAGGGUCGCUUACGGAGGCAAAAUGGCUUCCAGCUGAUGAUGGGCUUUAGAGAUUUCAUAGCGGAGUCUAUCAGUUCUUGGAGUAUAUCUUGUAUCCGUAUGGUGGUGGACCUCAUUGUGUCUUUGACUCACCACUGUGGGGUUGCUGUGGAAUCAGGAGCGUUUGCACUUUACAUCUUUGGCUCCCAUUUGUUCUUCAAGAUCACAGAUGUUCCUGGCAUGAAACAGGAUUUAAGACGACUGGUGGACUGGACUUGGUGUUCAAUUGCGACUUUCAUACUUUGGGUCACCAAGGCCACAAGCCUGGCCCAACGAGCCCUUCUUUCGAGUUAUGCCUUCCUAAGAGUAACAGUGUGCUUGGGCACCCGAUUGAUUAAGUGUGUCUUGGAAAGGGUGGGUGGAGAAAGAGGCAGGCAGUGGUGGCUCGCCCUUCAGAAGUGCUGGGCUUGGAAAAAAGGGGUCACACUUGUCGGAAGGAUUAGAGGACGGUUCUGGAAACGCAGCUUCACAGAUGACAUGCCAAAUCCAGAGUCCCCAUACAGGGGGACGGAGAGGUAUCAGCCUGGACAAGAGCUUGAGAGACUGCUGGCAUUAGCACAGAUCCCUGAAGAGGAGCUUGACCCAUUCAAUGUUCUGGGUGUGAAUACGCAAGCCACAGAGUCUGAAUUGAAGAGGGCCUAUAGACAGCUGGCUGUACAGGUUCACCCAGACAAGAACAAGCACCCCCGUGCCGGCGAGGCUUUCAAAGUUCUCAGAGCUGCGUGGGACAUCGUCAGUAACCCAGAGACAAGGCGGGAGUAUGAACUGAAACGGAUGGCAGCGACGGAGCUCUCCCGAUCGAUGAACGAAUUCCUGGCGAAGUUGCAGGAUGACCUAAAGGAGGCCAUGAACACCAUGAUGUGCACCAAAUGCGAGGGCAAGCACAAGCGCUUUGAGAUGGACCGUGAAUCCCAUGAGGCUCGUUUCUGUGGCGAGUGCAAUAAGCGACACAGUGCUGAGGAGGGAGACCUGUGGGCGGAGUCAAGUAUGCUGGGACUACGCAUCACUUACUUUGCCUUCAUGGACGGCAAAGUCUACGACAUUACCGAGUGGGCAGGUUGCCAGCGGAUUGGCAUAUCACCCGACACGCAUCGUGUGCCAUACCACAUCUCUUUUGGUUCCAAAAGUAACAGCAGCACCAACCGCCAUAGAUCCACCUCAGACCAUCCAGGUGCAGGUUCAUCAGCAGACCUGCAGGACCUCUUCAACCGCAUCUUCCAGGGAGGAGCUUCCGCUGAUUCCUGUGCCAAUGGCGGGUUCUUCCACUCAGGAACUCCUCCCCAUCACCCCUCAGGGGCCAGUACAGGGACUGGUGGGCUCUUUUCUGGACCCCCUCCCCAGACAGGCUUCUUUUCCCCUCCUGCGGGGCAGCGGGGAGAACCCAGUGAAUGUUGGGGCGAAGGCGGAAAGCCCCCUCGCCGGCGGAAGAAGGCCCGUAAACCCUUUCAGCGCUGAGCAGCGGUGUGGUACGUUAUGGUGGGUAGGACAGAGAUGGACCAUGGCAGGCGCCGCCACAGAUUUCUCCUGGGCUCGGCAGACCUGUGCACAUGCACAAGGAUGAAGUGGAUUCACCUCAGAAGAAUGCCUCAGUGCUGGUAUAUUGACUCUUCUCUGUGCCAACAGGAACAAAAAAAAAAUUAUACUUUUUUUCCUUUUUUUUUUUUUUUUUUUUUAAAA
Molecule: messenger RNA, 2695 nt
Organism: Electrophorus electricus (electric eel)
Lineage: Eukaryota; Metazoa; Chordata; Actinopteri; Gymnotiformes; Gymnotidae
Gene: dnajc14
Product: DnaJ (Hsp40) homolog, subfamily C, member 14
Molecular function (GO): dopamine receptor binding
Source: RefSeq, a predicted model, not a curated record